CGUGAACUGACAUAACCUUCAAAUAAUUUAUAACUUUAUAAGUGCUCACAGAUAUACAGAAGAGUUGUUAAUAUUUAAUUGUCUGUUUUAUUUAUGUGAAAAUGGGGAAAAAACGCAAUGAAUUUUCCCACUUAACUUUAGAAGAAAAGAAAGUUAUAACAGUCGCCGAAAUCGUACAACUUUUAAUUAAAGCACAAAAUGAGAAGCGAGACGUUAAUUUGAACUCUUUAAAAACACGUAUUUCAGCGAAAUAUGGCCUGGAAAGUUCGCCACGUUUGGUUGACAUAAUCGCAGCAGUCCCAAUUAACUACAGAAAAGCUUUGGUUCCAAAACUUCUAGCAAAACCAAUACGAACUGCGAGUGGGAUUGCCGUAGUUGCUGUCAUGUGCAAACCUCACAGAUGUCCCCAUAUAAAUAUGACUGGCAAUAUUUGUGUAUACUGUCCCGGUGGACCUGAUUCAGAUUUUGAAUAUUCCACCCAAAGUUACACAGGAUAUGAGCCAACAUCAAUGAGAGCUAUCAGAGCAAGGUAUGACCCUUAUCUGCAGACUAGACACAGAGUGGAACAGUUGAAGCAGUUGGGACACUCAGUUGACAAAGUUGAGUUUAUUGUGAUGGGUGGAACAUUUAUGAGCUUGCCAGAUGACUAUCGAGAUUAUUUUAUCAGAAAUUUGCAUGACGCUUUAUCAGGACACAAAAGCAGCUCUGUGGAAGAAGCUGUAAAGUACUCAGAGAGAUCCAACACUAAAUGUAUCGGUAUUACUAUUGAAACACGUCCUGAUUAUUGUUUGCAGAAACAUUUGUCAGAUAUGUUGAACUAUGGAUGUACUAGACUUGAAAUAGGUGUACAGUCUGUUUAUGAGGAUGUAGCUAGAGAUACCAACCGUGGACAUACUGUUAAGGCAGUCUGUGAAACUUUUAAUUUGGCAAAGGAUGCAGGCUACAAAGUUGUAGCACACAUGAUGCCUGACUUACCCAAUGUAGACUUGGAGCGCGAUAUUGAACAAUUUAUUGAAUUUUUUGAAAAUCCAAACUUUAGAGCAGAUGGAUUAAAAAUUUAUCCAACUUUGGUGAUCCGUGGUACUGGUCUUUAUGAGUUGUGGAAAACUGGAAGAUAUAAAAGUUAUCCUCCUUCAGUUCUUGUUGAUUUGAUUGCAAAUAUCUUGGCUUUAGUUCCUCCAUGGACUAGAGUAUAUAGAGUUCAAAGGGAUAUACCUAUGCCUCUUGUUAGCUCAGGAGUCGAACACGGGAAUCUCCGAGAAUUAGCUUUACAGCGAAUGAAAGAUUUAGGACUAAAGUGCCGCGACGUAAGAACCCGUGAAGUUGGAAUUACUGAGAUCCACGAGAAAGUGAGGCCCAACGACGUUGAAUUAAUAAGACGCGAUUAUUAUGCAAACGGGGGUUGGGAAACCUUUUUAAGUUAUGAGGAUCCAGAACAAGACAUUCUGAUUGGCCUGUUGCGGUUGCGAAAAUGCACUGAACAAACAACAUACAGACCUGAACUACGUGGAAAAUGCUCUGUAGUGCGCGAACUUCAUGUUUAUGGCAGCGUGGUACCUGUUAGUGACCGCAACGUAAAGAAAUUUCAGCACCAAGGUUAUGGUUCACUUUUGAUGGAAAAAGCCGAAAAUAUAGCGAUUAAUGAACACAAAUCGGAUAAAAUUGCCGUUAUUUCGGGAGUAGGAACGCGUAAUUAUUACAGGAAGCUUGGAUAUGAACUUGAGGGGCCAUACAUGGUGAAGUCCUUAAAGCCUGACUUAUAUAAAAGCGUGUUCAGUUGUGUUGAUGGAGCGCCAGUUCCAAAAAAUAGUCCAACUUACACGAGAAAAAAAUGGACACUGAAUGAUGAAGAGUGGUUGGAGCAGUUUGAUGCAGAAAAUAAGUAAUACAUUAUUUUAUCAUUAUAACAAA
Messenger RNA from Zophobas morio, 1911 nucleotides. It is a transcript of the gene Elp3, whose product is annotated as elongator complex protein 3. NCBI's taxonomy places the organism in Eukaryota, Metazoa, Arthropoda, Insecta, Coleoptera, Tenebrionidae. The record is from RefSeq and is a predicted model, not a curated record. Gene Ontology annotation, cellular component: nucleus; elongator holoenzyme complex; cytoplasm. The coding region runs from base 102 to 1886 and encodes 594 amino acids. Gene Ontology annotation, molecular function: acyltransferase activity, transferring groups other than amino-acyl groups; iron-sulfur cluster binding. Gene Ontology annotation, biological process: tRNA wobble base 5-methoxycarbonylmethyl-2-thiouridinylation. The transcript is spliced from 7 exons.